AUGGCGCCUACAGAGAACAUACUAACUCCUUAUUUCUAAAAUCACAAAUACUUCAACUUGCUUUAUAUAGUUCAUCUUCAAACAGCUAAAAUAAUGCAUAAGGCUAAGGUGACAAAAAUAGGGUAACAAAAUAAGGUGACAAAAAUAAAAACAAACUAUAUUAUGAAAGCAGGAAGUGAACAAAUGUAACAGUUACUGAUUGUAAAAGUACCAGAUGGAGGGGUAGUAUCUAAUAAGCUUUGCUUCUUCCUGCUCCUUUUGGACAUGUGGAACUGUGAACUGAUUAUGUGAUGCAUUCAAUUGUAAUCUGAUGCAUGUUCAAAUGAAAUUAAACCAUUACUAUUACUUCGGCUUCCCCCCCACAUCCCAGAAACAUGCAUCUCAGUGUCAUUGAGAAUAUGAAUUAUUGUUUUUUAUUAUUAUAUAGUGACCAAUCCAAGGUGUAGCCCCAUCUCUGGGAUAGGUUCCAGCUCAUGCAUGACCUACAUAAGAACAAGCAGUAUAGCCGCUCUUCUCUCUAUUAUCACCUGAUCAUAAUCUAUUUACUAUUACAGUACAUCGAAAGUGUACAUAUAUAAAUAUGUAUCUAAUACUUAAUAAUUUUUCCAUAGACAAAGUCUUUUUGUACAUUAUGACCAACUUUCCUUUCCCAAACGAGGAGGCGGGACCAACCGUGACGUCACGUAGAGUGGCUUCUAUCACCUUCCUGUGAUACAUACCGGCUACAUUACAACGCUGUGACGUAAUCGAUACUGAAAAAAUUCGAUUCCGUCUCUCAUGUGACCACAAUUGACAAGUCUCGCUCAGUCUCCUCCCCUCCUCUCUCCUCCUCCCCACCUCUCUCCUCCUCUCCCUGGUGCGAGGACGCGCUCCUCCCGGGGGCGAGCGCUGCUCCGAGCGGGUAACUCCUCAUAAGAAGCCGCUCAGUGUCGAUGCUCGGACGGACAGAAGACCCGCCGCUGCUCGGUGCCGCUUGGUUACACAUCACCCGAGUGCUACUCUCAGCAGCCAACAAAGCAACCAACGCUGUUGGCUCUGCGGGGCGCCGCUGGUAUCGCUUGUGUCUUGGAACUUGUCUUCAAUGUGGGUGUCUGCAGGAGGUCCCCCUGCUGUGCAUGUGUGUGUGGAGAAGGCUUGAUAAGGGCCCCAUGCAGGUGCUGUUGUACCAUCAAAAUGAUGGCGCCCUCCUUGAUUGUGUUCCUGGUGGUUCUGUUCACCGCCGUGACGCUGUCACUCACCUCCGAUCUUGGAGCUCCUCGCAGCAAGAGGAGGCACAGCUCAGGAGUUGGCGGAGACACCGAACAGCGCUCACUGCAGGCUUCACAUCGUUACAGCAAGGACCGCUUUGCCGACGGGAGCCGGGCGAGUAAAGCAACACGGGGGAGACGCGGGCCCGGCUCCCGCAGGUCGUCACAUCCCCUGGCCAGACCCGAGGACGACGGGACGGGCUUGGAGGGUCUGCAUCCUGUGCGGGUGGAGAUGGGUCCUGGCCGAGCUGGAAUGAAGAAGCACCCUGGAGGGAACCACCUUAUGGUGGCACGAAAGGGGAGGGGUCACGAACACCAAUCUGACUUCAGGAGACAAGGGGGGCGACGGCACAAGGUCCAACAUGGACAAGGCUUUCUCCCGGCUCCCCAGCUUAGCGAUCUGCUUGACGACCCCCUUCCCUCUCCCUUCUCUUCCUCCCACUCCCUCGGCGUGGCCCCUCCCAGUGACGCCGCCACCUCGUCCGCCAACGCUGCAGUUUUUGGCUCUGGCUCCUCCAUAGUUGCCACGGUGAUGAACGAGCAUCCCCCAACGCUGCCCCCAGCCUCCACCAAACCCCAGAAGUCAGGGCAAGGGAAAGGGCAAGGCGAGGUGAUGCCCACGUUGGACAUGGCGCUCUUUGACUGGACGGACUAUGAGGACAUGAAACCUGUGGACACUUGGCCGAACUCGAGGAAGAAAGACAAGAGGAGGAGUAAGAACCUCAGCACCGGAAACGCCACCGUAGAUGCCGAUAUCAUCGAGCCAUGUGACCAUCAUCUGGACUGUCUUCCUGGUUCUUGCUGCGACUUGAGGCAACACGAGUGUAAAGCUCACAACAGAGGCCUCAACAACAAGUGCUACGAUGACUGCAUGUGUGAGGAAGGCUUCCGCUGUUACGCCAAAUUCCACCGUAAGCGUCGCGUGACGAGGAGGAGGGGCCGCUGUGUGGUCCCUGACUCAGUUAGCAGUGACCAAGGAGGCUUCAUCACCAUUUGAAAAGGAAGACAAGCGCCGUGACCACUUAACUUGGACACAGGCUACAGCACGGCCAAGAU
Molecule: messenger RNA, 2303 nt
Organism: Doryrhamphus excisus (bluestripe pipefish)
Lineage: Eukaryota; Metazoa; Chordata; Actinopteri; Syngnathiformes; Syngnathidae
Source: RefSeq, a predicted model, not a curated record